CUGAAGAGUGAAGAAGAUAGAAAAGAAAGAAAGAAAGAAAUUGACGCAGAGGCAGGCGGGUUUGUGAAAGGCUGUUAGCAAGGCGUGCACAAUCGCAUGUCUGAUAUUUGUCAAAUACAAAUAACAAAAUGGUGCUUUCGGAGAAGAAUCAGGAAAUUGAAGACGAGAAGAAGAAGAAGAAGAAAAAAAUAGAGAAGGCAAGGGAGAAAGAAUUGAAAAAGCAAAAGGCUUUAGAGAAAGUUGCUAAACUGCAGGCGCAACAAACAUCAACUAAUAGAAAAAAAAGUGAAAAGAAAAUGGUGAAGCGUGGGGGGAAGGAAGAGAAUUCUGAGGACUUUCUUGACCCUGAAACACCUUUUGGCGAGAAGAAAAGGCUGUCUAGUCAAAUGGCAAAGCAGUACAGUCCUACUGCAGUUGAGAAAUCGUGGUAUGCAUGGUGGGAGCUAUCUGGGUUCUUUGUUGCAGAUGCGAAGAGCUCCAAACCCCCAUUUGUUAUCAUCUUGCCACCUCCAAACGUGACUGGUGCCCUCCAUAUAGGCCAUGCCCUUACUGCUGCUGUAGAGGAUACGAUUAUUCGCUGGCGGAGAAUGUCUGGAUACAAUACCUUGUGGGUUCCUGGUAUGGACCAUGCUGGGAUUGCAACACAGGUUCUUAUUCCUUUUCCUAUUUAA
This is a messenger RNA of Quercus robur (English oak), 671 nucleotides long. Its product is annotated as valine--tRNA ligase, mitochondrial 1-like. Gene Ontology annotation, molecular function: ATP binding; valine-tRNA ligase activity. The coding region runs from base 129 to 671 and encodes 180 amino acids. The record is from RefSeq and is a predicted model, not a curated record. The transcript has 7 exons. Gene Ontology annotation, biological process: valyl-tRNA aminoacylation. Gene Ontology annotation, cellular component: cytosol. NCBI's taxonomy places the organism in Eukaryota, Viridiplantae, Streptophyta, Magnoliopsida, Fagales, Fagaceae.